UAAAAGUCGAGUACGGAGCACGUAACAACAUUAAGGCGGGAAACUCAAACUCUUUCACCAAAAAAGAAAAGGGAACGAAUGGAAGUGGAGGAGCCAUGGGAAGCCCUUGACACUGACGACAUCGACCUCUCAACCUCCUCCUCCACCUCUCUCCUCCGUCGCUGCACCACUCAACCUUCCCUCUCUCUCCUCCCACCGGAACCACCGCAACAACCGCCGCCGCCAUCACCCACCACUCACCGCCUCAUUCCUGGUCCUGCCGCCGCCAUCCAAGCCGCUAUGCACCGAACCAAUCGAUUCGAUUCGACUACUAAUCGAAAUCAGUCCCUUGAGAUUUCCACUCAGGAGUACAUUCGUAGGGUUCAACAAGAUUCUGGGGAAGAAUUUUCGCGUAAUCCUUGGCUUUUUGCCCUAGAUGUUCUUCGCACUCAUGGUGUGGUUGAUAUUACCCCUUUGAGUGCUAUCAAAAACUGUGUGAAUGCUGAUAGAUUUGAUAAGGUUGUUGCAAUUGUGAAAUCUUGUGCUCCAAAUGGUCUUGGUGAUAUGAUGAUUACCCUUAAGGAUCCAACUGGAACAAUUAGUGCUAGUGUUCAUGGGAAAGUCCUCAGCAUAGGGGAGUUUGGGAGAUUGAUUACUGUUGGCUCAGUUUUGAUACUCCAGAAGGUUGUUGCCUUUUCCUCUUCAUGCACAUCUUGCUACCUAAAUAUUACAAGAAGCAAUAUUGCUAAGGUGGUUUCUGUAGAUUGUGAAGUCCAUGAUUUUACUGAAGUAUACGGCAGAAACUUAGUGAUACCGGAAAAGAAUUCAACCCUGGUAUCUAAAAGAACUGGAAUAGUUGUCGGAGAUGUGCAGCGGAAAGGAAAAUCAGUAAUUGUAGAGCUUACUGAAACGGAGAACUGUACGCAGCCUAGCAACCUCUGUGGCGACAGACAGGUUGAAAAUGCAGCUGAUAGAAUUUUCAAGGAGCCCAUUCGUGCUGAUUCAGUUGAUAAUGUCCAUAGUGCUAUGGGGUGUUACAGUCAAAGGCAGGGAGGAAAUUCAUGCAGAACCGGCCAACCAGGUUCUGGCUCAUUGGAAGGCAUAGAUAAGAACCUCCAGGACCUUGACAAUAAUGAAAAUUGCAGGCAGGUUAGGGAAUUGAGUUCUGCUCCUUGCAUGAUUGGGAACUUGGGUGAUCAGAAUGGGCAGGCAAAUGUUGCUCAAGACAAAAGGCUGCUGCGAGGAAGUAACUGUAACAUGAGCUCAACUGAGAAACCCAGCACUGUUGUGCAUGCUCCUCUUGUCACAAGUUCAAGGCUGCCUAAUAAUGUUGAUGAUCUUGACGUAUGUGAUGUUAAUAGUGUUCAUAAGCAACAACAGCUCAGGGGUAUCAGCUCUGCUCCAGGCAUGGUUGAGAACCAAGCCAAGAGAAACAUGUCUGAAAUAAUUGGUGGUCUAAAGUCAAUGCAGCAGACAGAAACUGGGGCUAAUUCAAUAGUGGUUGAGAAACAAGAUGAUCAAGAGCCUAUAGGAUCAAAUGGGGUAAAGAAGCAAAGGGUGGCAUUGAUAUCUAGAGCUGCAGUCCAGGAAUGGACGGAUGAACAGCUAUGUAUACUUGACAUGGAUGAUGACUGAAUAUGUUCUGUCAUUUUCUGGUACGAUAACAAUUUGAUGAUCCCACAGGAGCUCUGAGGAGUGACAGCUUGUCUAUGAAGUAUGGACUUUCCUAGAACUUGAAUCACCUGUACAUGAUUUUUAGUUUGUGUUCAUGUAUAGAAAGCAGGCUUUUCUUAGAACUUAUAUGAGAUCUGAGCUUUUUUAGUUAGGAUUUGUACAGUUCAAGUGUGAGUUUAUCACUUAGUCUACAACUGGUUUCUACUAAUACCACUUUUUGCACUAGUUGGACUGCAUUAAUACUUUCAGAAUACUUUUCAAAGCACAUUCCACAUUAUUUUAUUGGUUUCAAACAAUGGGGACUAUGAGGAAAGUUAUAGCAGAUCUGCGGCGCACAUGUUACCCGGCUUAAAGCUGCAGGCGAUUUGUGUUGCUGGUCAGAAAUGAUGUCUGCCUUACUCAUCUGAGUUCCACACUGCACAUCUUACAUUAGCUUUGCACUCUGUUGUGGAAUCCAUGUUAUUAGCCUUUGUUGCCCAGGUUUUUGUAGUCAUGUAGAAUGGGAUGCAUCUUUGGACCAACGGAUUUAAUAGAUCCAGGUCAAGAGCUGUCGGAAAAUUUGCCCAAUGGAAUUCGUGUUCUGUGGUAUCAAAAAGGUACAGUAAAUGUUAACUGCAGAAUACUUGUCAACUUGAUGUUGAUUAGUACCCAUGUUUUAAAAUUUUAUAAUUUUGUCUCUGUGCUGAGAGGCCUGUUUAUUUAUUUCAUCAUUUUGUUUUCUGAUAUGGUUAAUAACAUUGGCUAUUGAUAGAUCCAUUCAUUAUAACAAGUGCACCAUGUAUUUGAGACUGUCAUCUGGAAUGGGGCACAUGGUUCAUCUGGUUGACUGGCUAAAGAGACGUCCAGUUCUCUCAGAACCACACUUCAGUGCUUCAGAUAAUAAUUGGGGACUAAAUCAAAUGAAGAAAAUAAUGGAAGACGAGGCUCCAAUAAAGACUCCAAAAAAAAAAAAAAGGCUCCAAUAAAGACAAAUUUUGCACUUCAUUACUUACAAUCUGGCCAUUCCAAGUAAACUAUGGACUAUGGAGUACUCCUUUUUUAAUUUUUGAGUGGCUUUCAUGAAAAAGAAAACAAAAAUUAUAACACACAUACUAUAACCAAAAAAUAAAUAAAUAAAAAAAAUAAAAUCAAAAAGUUAGUUCGGGUUGUGUUCAAUAUAGGUUUACUAGAUUAGGUCCUGUUUUGGGUGUUUUUGUCUCUUGGGAGAGUUACAACACGAAGAC
Messenger RNA from Chenopodium quinoa (quinoa), 2876 nucleotides. RefSeq lists its product as uncharacterized. The coding region runs from base 79 to 1614 and encodes 511 amino acids. NCBI's taxonomy places the organism in Eukaryota, Viridiplantae, Streptophyta, Magnoliopsida, Caryophyllales, Amaranthaceae. The transcript has 7 exons. The record is from RefSeq and is a predicted model, not a curated record. Gene Ontology annotation, biological process: recombinational repair.